AUGAAUAAAAAGCAGCGAAUAAAAACUGUUGUUAUGUUAACGAUGAAAUUAAUUUGUUUACUUGGUUCGUUAUAUUUAUUUGUGUGUUCGCUUGAUUUAAUGAGUUCAGGCUUUCGACUUCUCGGAGGUAAAAUAACUGGAAAAGUGUUUUCGGAAGGAGCGAUUCUUUCGAACCCUAUUGCCGGUUUAAUGAUUGGCCUAUUGACAACAGUCAUCGUUCAAAGCUCCUCAACAUCGACAUCAAUUGUUGUAUCAAUGGUUUCAUCAUCUAUUUUGCCUGUCAAACAAGCAAUACCAAUCAUCAUGGGAGCAAAUAUAGGUACAUCAGUAACCAACACGUUAGUUGCUUUAACACAAUCAGGGAAACGUGAAGAAUUUAGUCUUGCAUUUGCUGGCGCAACUGUUCAUGAUAUGUUCAAUUGGUUAACAGUACUUGUCUUACUACCAGUUGAAAUAGCAUCAAAUAUGUUAUAUCAUAUAACUGAAGCAAUAACCGAAUCAAUAAAUUUAAAAGAAGGCUCAAAUUCCAAUCCUGAAUUUCUCACUGUUAUAACAAAACCGCUGACAGAACGAAUUAUUCGACUUGAUAAGAAAGCUAUCGAAAGUAUAGCAUUGGGCACAGCUAGCCCAAAUAUAUCUUUAUUAAAGAGAUACUGUUCAUUUAAAAAUGAAAGUUACAAUGGAACAUUUGAUAUAGUUCCCGAUGAAUAUUGUUCAUUUUUAUUUGCUAAAGUCAACUGGGCCGAUUGGCUUAUUGGACUUGUUUUAUUGGUCGUGUCAAUUAUUUGUCUUUGUCUUUGCCUGUUUUUACUUGUUAAAAUUCUUCAAUCGUUACUCAAAGGAGCUGUGAGGACUAUUAUAUUUAAAAUGGUUAAUUCAGAUUUUCCGGGAGUAUUCAAACAUUUAACACCAUAUUUAGCUAUUCUGGUUGGCUGUGUUUUAACAAUAUUAGUUCAAAGUAGUUCAAUAUUUACGUCGACAUUAACACCAUUAGUUGGUCUCGGAAUAAUAACAAUCGAUCGAGUUUAUCCAUUUACAAUAGGUUCAAAUAUUGGUACAACAAUAACUGGCAUUAUGGCUGCAUUAACUGCAACAAGUGAGAAAGAUCUAAGAAACUCUUUACAAAUAGCAUUGUGUCACACGUUUUUUAAUAUUAUUGGUAUUCUCAUAUGGUUUCCAAUUCCGUUUAUGAGAUUUCCAGUUCCAAUGGCCACACAUCUAGGCAAAAUAACAGCGAAAUAUCGGUGGUUUGCUGUUCUCUACAUCGUAUUUUCAUUUUUUCUUAUGCCCUUAAUUGUUUUUGGUUUGUCAUUGGCUGGAUGGUACGUAUUUGCUGGUGUUCUCGGUCCGAUUGUGGUGGUUAUUAUCUUAGCUAUAAUAAUAAAUGUUCUUCAAAAGUACAAACCAAAUUUUCUACCACGUCUAUUACGAACAUGGUUGUGGCUACCAGCUCCACUUCGAUCACUUGAAUUCUAUGAUAAAAAUAUAUUUGGAAACAAUUGUUGUAUUUGCAAGAAAAAGGUUGAUGUGAAGACAACUGAUGUUGAAAGUACUUAUAAAAAUGAAGCUUUCAUUGAUGAUGUUGUAGAAUAUCUUUAG
Rotaria socialis is the source of this 1599-nucleotide messenger RNA. The record is from the annotation of a GenBank genome assembly. NCBI's taxonomy places the organism in Eukaryota, Metazoa, Rotifera, Eurotatoria, Philodinida, Philodinidae.